GUAGGUUGAAAUGCCGCCAAAGAAGCUAGCUGCCAAGGUUGCUGGACUGACAUCCUCCAGUUCUAAGAUACAGUCUCAAAGCAAGGUCUCAAGAAGAGGAAAAGAUGAUGAUGAAUCAAGAAUGGGAGAUGAAGAUGAUGAAUGGAUGCAGCCCAAGAUAUUGAUGAAACCUGAUGACCAAUUAGAUCUUAAUGCCGAAGAGUUAAAGGAGGAGUUUACUCGUAUCCUGACUGCUAAUAAUCCUCAUGCCCCAAACAACAUCGUACGGUACAGUUUUAAAGAAUGUUGCUACAAGAUGAAGAUGGGAGUUGAUCAGCUUGCUAUACAUUUCUCUAUGGAUGGCAACAUGCUCCACAAAGAAUCUGAUGAAGGCAAACGUCAGCUUACUCGUCUAGGUCUAGGUGAUGGUCCCAGUGAGCAAAACCUAAGUGAAAUGGAGAUUCCUGCCGAAGAAGAUCUUGAAGUGGAAGUCGAGGGAGAAGAAGCAGAAAAAGAUGCUCCUAAAGAGGUUACCGUAACUAAGGCUCCAGAGGCAGCUGCUCUUCGUAAUCAGUUCAAUUACAGUGAAAGAGCUUCUCAAACUUUCAAUAAUCCAUAUCGAGAGAGAGGUACAUCAACUGAACCUCCUCCAAGAACAAACUUUUCUUCAACUGCCAACCAAUGGGAGAUAUAUGAUGCUUAUGUCGAAGACUUAGAGGCUCAAGAAAAAGCUAAGGAGAAGAAAAAGGACAAAGAUGAAAAGGAUAAAAAGAGUAGAGCAAUCAUUCUUGAACCAACUUCUGCAGAUGAGAUAUUCACACGGAUUGGAAAACCUGCCAAAAUUGUUGAGAGGAUGGUAAAUCAAAAUACACAUGACGAAAUUGCUCAAGAUUUCAAAUAUUGGGAAGAUCAAUCUGAUGAGUUCAAAGGCAAUGAGGGAACUCUAUUACCACUCUGGCCUUUCAGAUCAGAGAAAGGCAAGAAGUUCUCAGUCACAGCAGUUGUAUUCAAUCCCAUAUAUGAUGAUAUGUUUGCUGUGGCUCAUGGAAGUUACGAUUUCCUCAAACAGAGCUCUGGACUUAUCUGCAUUUACUCCCUCAAAAAUCCUUCCUUCCCUGAAUUUACUUACACAACAGACAGUGGUGUCAUGUCUCUCGAUUUCCACCCAGAACACCCUUACCUUAUUGCUGUCGGCUAUUAUGAUGGAGCGGUUGCUGUGUAUAAUCUCAGAGAGAAAAACAAUACACCUGCUUUCCUAUCUUCAGCUAAGAGUGGUAAACACACUGAUCCUGUUUGGCAGGUAUACUGGCAGGAGAAUGAUUUAGACAAUCAGUUGAACUUCUUCUCAAUUUCUAGUGAUGGUCGAGUUACAUGCUGGAGCCUUAUCAAAAACGAGCUGCAAGGUACAGACAUUAUUCUCAUCAAAAUGCAACCAGACAACGAUGCUGACAGUGGUGUAGGAAUGGACCUUGCUUGUGGAACUUGCUUUGAUUUCCACAAAUCGACUGAUUAUUUGUUCUUAGUAGGAACCGAAGAAGGAAAAAUCCAUAAGUGUAGUAAGCACUACAGUUCUCAGUUUUUGGACACAUACGAUGCUCAUCACAUGGCAGUUUAUGCUGUGAGAUGGAACAACUUCCACCCCAGAGUAUUUGCUAGUUGCAGUGCUGACUGGACUGUGAAAAUCUGGGACCACAAUUACAGUGAACCCAUGUUCACGUUCGAUCUUGGAAGUUCUGUUGGUGAUGUUGUUUGGUCUCCAUACUCAGCUACCGUAUUUGGAGCUGUUACUGAUGAUGGUCAAGUACACAUCUUUGAUCUCAGUCAGGAGAAGUAUGAGCCUUUAUGUCAACAAUCUGUUGUUCAGAAGAAGAAAACGAAAGUCAAUCACCUUGCUUUCAAUGCGCAUUAUCCUAUCAUUGCUGUUGGUGACGACAGAGGCAACGCUAUGACUCUAAAGCUCAGUCCAAAUCUGAGGAAGGCUGUCAAAGACAAGUCAUACUCAAAAGAAAAUGAGAUUGCAAAAAUGGAAAAACUUCUAGAGCUUGUUCGAGAACCUACAUCCAAAUAGACUAGGUUUGGUUGUUGGCGAAUUUUUGGUGCCCGACAGUAAACAUCCACUUCAGCUCUCGGGUAUUAUAAGAUGAAAGAAUUGAGGAAAUUUUAGCAUAUAUCACAGAGAACAAUGAUGUGAUAAUUGCUGUUAAAGUUAAACCAAUUUUUGUGACUAUUCUAUUUUGAUAAAAUGAUCUGCUAGGCUAAUUAAUAGAAAAUCUAUUAAUAGAUAAAUUUCUGUAUUAUGCUGCACAAGAACUCUGAUUAUCGGUUUGCUUAUUAAAGGUGAAAAAGUUAAAUCCAUAUUAAACCACUCAAUUUAUUUGAUAAUUUGCAUGAUAAUAAUAAUGGGUUGAAUGCAAUAAACAAUGCUCAAGUACUAAAACCUAAUUUUUGAAGUAAAACUAACAUGUGUCAUAAUAUGGUUGUGAGUUUUAUUACUAAUUGAGUGUUCCUAAAGCAAUUUUAAAAAUUUAAACCGUUUGUUUUGUUUUGUUUUCUAUAAUUUCUCAACAAAUUAUCAUCUAGAUAAGCCAAUUUUUGUUAUAAAUUAUGUCCAAUUUAUGUAAUCGCUCGAGGCAAAAUUUCCUACAUUUUUACUCAA
This is a messenger RNA of Bolinopsis microptera, 2635 nucleotides long. Its product is annotated as dynein intermediate chain 2, ciliary-like. Gene Ontology annotation, cellular component: outer dynein arm. The transcript has a single exon. Gene Ontology annotation, biological process: outer dynein arm assembly; cilium movement. NCBI's taxonomy places the organism in Eukaryota, Metazoa, Ctenophora, Tentaculata, Lobata, Bolinopsidae. Gene Ontology annotation, molecular function: dynein heavy chain binding; dynein light chain binding. The coding region runs from base 11 to 2047 and encodes 678 amino acids. The record is from RefSeq and is a predicted model, not a curated record.